This is a messenger RNA of Zophobas morio, 1125 nucleotides long. RefSeq names its product zinc finger BED domain-containing protein 4-like. Lineage: Eukaryota; Metazoa; Arthropoda; Insecta; Coleoptera; Tenebrionidae. Bases 1 to 1125 code for a protein of 374 amino acids. The record is from RefSeq and is a predicted model, not a curated record. Gene Ontology annotation, molecular function: protein dimerization activity. The transcript has a single exon.
AUGGUGAAAGCUGUGCAUGAAUUUUUUGGUAGUAAGAAACAUUUACCAUGUUUUGCGCAUACUACCAAUUUAAUUGUUACCAACAGUUUGAAAGAUGUCAAUAAUAUUAUUUCUUCAGUGAAGGCUAUUGUUACGUUUUUUAAAACAAGUCAUGAUGCGGCCCAAAAACUUCGAACAUAUCAAAUACAGAAUGGGAAAACAGAAGGUUCUUGUCUGAAACUUAUUCAAGAUAUAAGUACUAGGUGGAAUUCGACAUACUACAUGUUGAAACGAUUUUUGGAGCUUGCACCAUUGAUUAGCAUUAUCCUUUUUGACAAUCAAAAUAUUAAAAUGAUUGAUCAAGAAAACAUUGCAAUUUUGAAAGAGUUGAUAUUGGUUUUAGCUCCCUUUGAAGCCAUGACUGUCGAAAUGUCAGGACAAAAUUAUGUCACUUCAAGUAAGGUUAUACCAAUAGUACACUGUCUAAAGCUUACUUUAGAUAAAGUAGAAGUUAGCACUAACGUUGUCAAACAAAUUUUGAAUAAGUUAAAAGAGGAGGUAGCGAGAAGGUUUUAUUCGGAUAAUUCCAGCGUGGAAAAAAAUAAUUUGCUGUCAGUUUCUACUAUACUCGACCCAAGAUUUAAACGCAUACACUUUGAAAAUCCAUUAGCAGAUACAGCAGCAGUUGCAAGAAUAAAAGUUUUAAUUGAUGAACACAAAAAAAAUGACUCAGUGUCAGUGUCACCACGAAAUUAUGACAAAAACCAAGAAAAACUUACUGACAUGACCAGUACUGGAUUAAAUUUAUGGGCGGUUCAUGACAAAUUAUCCAUUAAACAAAAUGAAGGAGUUUGUAACAAUUCAGGUAUACCUUCUGAAUUAAAAAACUAUUUAAACCAAACCUUAAGUUCAAGAACAGAAGAUCCUAUCAAGUUUUGGACUUCGGUCAAACAUGUAUAUCCAUAUUUAUCAAAAAUUGCUUUGAAACACUUAAGUAUUUUAGCCACAUCAGUGCCGUCUGAAAGACUUUUCAGCAAAGCGGGUAUUAAUUUAAGUGAACUGAGAAAUAGACUUGCAAGUAAAAGACUCUCCGCUCUUCUUUUUUUAGGAUCUCUAGAGGAAGACGAGUGGCAUUUAAAUAAUUGA